ACGUGAUACUGACACACAGUCACUGCAGCUGCUGAGCGAGCCGGACGCUUUAAGCACGCGGCGGCCGCCGGACUAGCCCGGAGCUUGAAUCCCAGCGCCCGCCAGCGCGCUCCCACGCGGGUCCCCGUACAGAGGUUCCCGCUCGGCCGCGCGCGGGAAGCGGGGAUCGCGCGCCCUCCGCUCGCGGCUCAAGGCUGCCCACGGCGGCUGCAGCCGACGCGCGGUUCCAAACCCGAGCGCUCCGGGAAGCCGGCGCGUCUCGGAGGCGUCGGCGGCGGUGGGGGCCUCCCGUCCGGGUUCCCCGCACCCACAGUGCUGCGUCCCGCUUGCCGCGCCCCGGCGACUCUGACCUUCCAAGGGUCGCCUACCUCGGCCCCAAGUCCCCGGUCCCGCGCCCCACUCCAGGGCGAGGCCCGCUCCAGCUCCCGCUUCUCGUGCACUCGCGGGCGGGCGCGCAGGCCCGGGUGGGGGGAGGGUCACUGGGACCAGCUACCGCCGGUCCCUGUGCACGCUCGCUGCUCUCGCCACCAGGGCCCGCUGAGCAGCUCCCGGCCUGGUCGCUGUUCCCGAGCCCGGGCGCUGGUGCCGGGGCGCGGCCGCACUCACUCGCCUCGCCGGAGGGUUGUGGGCAGGCCCUGCCCUGAAGGGGCUAAGCGGCUAGGUGGAGCCGGUAGGGUGUCCACUCCGCGUUUCUUCCUGGCGCUGGGUCCCGCGGGACCCAACCCUGGGCCGCCCCAGGCCCCUGCCCACGCGAGACGCUCCCGGCUUGGAAGAGUCUUUUUGGCGAGAUACAGCUCCCGGCAGCAGCCCAGGAGGAGGAGAAAGAAGGGACAGUGCUCUGUCGCGGCUACCCGGACCUUUCCUGUGGUAUUUGGAGCAUAAGGCUGUCCCGAAGUCUACACUUGGCACCGACCGCCGGUUAAAACAGCACCUGCUGGGAUACCGACCCGGACCCCCUACAUUUCUUAGGCGUCAGUGUCACCACGCUUUCCAGUGUCAGCUCUUCCGGAGUGUUCUUUUUCCUGGGUAGUCAAGGCCAAGAAAGUAUUAGGAAUACUGAGGACUUCAUGCUUUGGACAGAGACAAGGUGCUGAAAUUAGAAAUUGCCACUUCUGAGAGGAUGCUGGGAAUUUGCAGAGGGAGACGGAAAUUUUUGGCUGCCUCUUUGACUCUGCUCUGCGUCCCAGCCAUCACCUGGAUUUACUUAUUUGCUGGGAGCUUUGAAGAUGGGAAGCCCGUGUCUCUGUCUCCCCUGGAGUCUCAAGCCCACAGUCCCAGGUACACUGCCUCAAGCCAGCGGGAGCGUGAGAGCCUGGAGGUUCGUGUCCGAGAGGUGGAGGAGGAAAACCGUUCACUGCGCAGGCAGCUCAGCCUGGCCCAGGGUCAGGGCCCUGCUCAACGCCGUGGGAACCACUCCAAGACCUACUCCAUGGAAGAGGGAACAGGUGACAGUGAGAACCUGCGGGCUGGCAUCGUGGCAGGCAACAGCUCUGAGUGUGGACAGCAGCCAGUUGUGGAGAAGUGUGAGACUAUCCAUGUGGCUAUUGUCUGUGCAGGAUACAACGCGAGCAGGGAUGUUGUCACCCUGGUCAAGUCUGUUCUCUUUCACAGGCGGAACCCUUUGCACUUCCACCUCAUUGCUGACUCCAUUGCGGAGCAGAUCCUGGCCACACUUUUCCAAACCUGGAUGGUACCUGCAGUGCGUGUGGACUUCUAUAAUGCUGAUGAGCUCAAGUCUGAAGUGUCCUGGAUCCCCAACAAACAUUACUCUGGGAUUUAUGGCCUGAUGAAGCUGGUUCUGACCAAGACUCUACCUGCCAACCUGGAGAGAGUCAUUGUCCUAGACACUGACAUUACCUUUGCAACUGACAUUGCAGAGCUAUGGGCCGUGUUCCAUAAGUUCAAAGGCCAACAGGUCCUGGGCUUGGUAGAGAACCAGAGUGACUGGUAUCUUGGAAAUCUCUGGAAAAAUCACCGUCCAUGGCCAGCCCUUGGAAGGGGCUACAACACAGGAGUCAUACUAUUGCUUCUGGAUAAGCUGCGCAAGAUGAAAUGGGAACAGAUGUGGAGGCUGACAGCAGAGAGGGAACUCAUGGGCAUGCUGUCUACCUCUUUGGCUGACCAGGAUAUUUUCAAUGCUGUCAUCAAACAAAACCCCUUCCUGGUGUAUCAGCUCCCCUGCUUCUGGAAUGUACAGCUGUCAGACCACACUCGCUCUGAGCAGUGCUACAGAGAUGUGUCUGAUCUAAAGGUCAUCCACUGGAACUCCCCCAAGAAGCUCCGUGUGAAGAACAAACAUGUGGAAUUCUUCCGCAACCUCUACCUGACCUUUCUUGAGUAUGAUGGCAACCUGCUACGGAGGGAACUGUUUGGCUGCCCCAGCGAAACUGAUGUCAACAGUGAAAAUCUUCAGAAGCAGCUGUCAGAGCUGGAUGAGGAUGACUUGUGUUAUGAAUUCCGGCGAGAACGCUUCACUGUUCACCGAACCCACCUGUACUUCCUGCACUAUGAGUUCGAGCCUGCUGCUGACAACACAGACGUUACCCUGGUUGCUCAGCUCUCCAUGGACAGACUCCAGAUGCUAGAGGCCAUCUGUAAGCACUGGGAGGGGCCCAUCAGCCUGGCCCUCUACCUGUCUGAUGCUGAAGCCCAGCAGUUUCUCCGCUAUGCCCAGGGAUCCGAGGUGCUCAUGAGCCGCCACAAUGUGGGCUACCACAUCGUGUAUAAGGAGGGUCAGUUCUAUCCUGUCAACCUCUUGCGCAAUGUGGCUAUGAAGCAUAUCAGCACACCCUACGUGUUCUUAUCUGACAUUGACUUCCUGCCCAUGUAUGGGCUCUAUGAGUACCUCAGGAAGUCUGUCAUCCAGCUUGACCUUGCCAACACGAAGAAAGCAAUGAUUGUCCCCGCAUUCGAGACACUGCGAUACCGACUCUCUUUCCCCAAGUCAAAAGCAGAGCUUCUGUCAAUGUUAGACAUGGGGACCCUAUUUACAUUCAGGUAUCACGUCUGGACUAAGGGCCAUGCACCCACAAACUUUGCCAAGUGGCGGACUGCCACCAUGCCUUACCGGGUUGAGUGGGAGGCUGAUUUUGAGCCGUAUGUUGUUGUGAGACGAGACUGCCCUGAGUACGAUCGAAGAUUUGUGGGCUUUGGCUGGAACAAAGUGGCUCACAUCAUGGAACUGGAUGCACAGGAGUAUGAGUUCAUCGUGUUGCCCAAUGCCUACAUGAUCCACAUGCCCCAUGCCCCCAGUUUCGACAUCACUAAGUUCCGUUCCAACAAGCAAUACCGCAUAUGUCUCAAAACCCUGAAGGAAGAGUUUCAACAAGACAUGUCCCGACGCUAUGGCUUCGCUGCCCUGAAAUAUCUCACGGCGGAGAACAACAGCUAGCACUAUGAAGACCACCGCUAGGGAGAGACAUACCACAGAGGAAGAGCCACUUGCUGGCUGGGGCCCAGCCAUUGAAGACAAACUCUACCACUGUUUUCUUUGGUUUGUUUUCCUUUGUCUCUUUGGCCCCUCAAAGCUGCUCUUUUCUGAGAUCUUGGACAGCAACCCAGUCCACCACCAUGAGGUGCUUCCAGAAUGGGACAUGGAAAGGUGGAAGCAAACAAAGAGUAAACAACUUACCACAAAAUCACAGACCAAGCCAGGAUUUCUGGAUGCUCUAAUUGCUUUUUAAUAAUUAUGGUUCAAAUCCUAGCUGUGGAGAAAGAAGUGGCUAUUCUACGGGAUAAUCAUGCCAAGAAAUAAGAGCAAGCUACUUCUUCCUAGGAAGGGAUCUUUAUUUCCCCUGCCACCUAGCCAGUUACUCAAGUGGAGAGCAAGUCAAGGAUCCCAACUACCAUCUGGAGACCUGCAUAGGGACAUUAUAUAUGCAGGGACCUGGAAGUAGGAUGAAUUGAUUCUUUAUUCUCAAAGUCUCUCUUGUUUUGAGUUGUUUGAAUUUGGGAGAUACUAUUCAUUUUGAUUUAGGAUUCCAAGCUAAAACAAUUAUCUAAUCAUUAAAGCUCUAAAAGAAAAAUCAGCUCCCUCAGUCAGCAGUGGCCCAGCAAAGAUGAGCCUCCUCAGAGAAUGUUCACACAUGGACAGCUUCCUUCAGAAUUAACACUGAGAUCUCUGAUGACCCACUCUCAAGACCCAGGGUUAUGACAGGAACUACAGAAAAAUGAAGCCAACACUAUAUGCAAGUCACAUUCUUCUAUGGACAGUAACUAAGGCACAAGGAAAGGGCUUCAAGGAACUACUUCAGUACUCACAGAAGGUAUGAUUCCUCUCUCAGGCCUUUAGAAGAACUUAAUAGUUCACAGUAACCCAGUCCGAAGACUUGUGUGACCACAUGGAAGCCACUGGAAGAAAGAGAUCAGGCACUUCCAGAAAAGGGUCAGGAACUUCCCUUUUGGAAGCACAGGAGUUAGUGACCUUAGUUUCCCUCAGGACUUGUCCUGGGGUUGGUAAGCACCUCUUCGCUUCACAGAUGGAGGAAACACUGAACUUUUUACUCAUUUCCUUUACUCUUCACUAUUAAUGUUGUGUUUCCAUUGAUGAGAACAAGAGUUAAUGGCCUACCCAUUGCUGGGCUGUUUGUAUUGAGUUGCCAUGUGACUAGUGAAAGCUGCAUUCAAUAAACAAAAGUAUGGACUGUUUCUUCCUCACCUCCCUCCAACUCUUGAAAGAAGCCACAUGACAUACUUGGUCUAGAGGGCAAAGUCAGUUCCAUGCACAGCACCUCACAUUCUGUUAUCCCAUCUCAUCUUUCUCAUUGUUUGAAAUGUUACAUUUUUUUUCUGUUCAGAGUUAGAGCUUACUUUCUCCUCUAACCCUCAACUCAUUUCAAAAUUUCCAUUUUGCAUCUGUCUCACUACUGUAGUGGUGAUGUUUUAUUCUAAGUAUGCAAAUCGUGGAGAUCAGAAGCAAAUUGAAUAGCCAACUCUUAGGUCUCUCUUGUCCCCUGGAACCCCAACAGUCCAAUCAGUGAGACCACUACAUUCAGUGUGUUCAAUGGCGUUUCCCCUAUAUUUGUACAAAAUGAAGAAAAUUGUAAUUAGGAUUGUCACAUAGACACAGAUAAGUUUGUUUCUUUGUUAGUUACUUAUCUUGUUACUGUGAUAAAAUAUUUGACAGUAGGGUUUAUUUUGGUUCAGAGUUUGAGAAUGCAGCCCAGCAUGAUAGGGAAGACAUGGCAGCAGGAGCUUGAAGCCAUGAUCACAUUGUGCCUGUAGUCAGGAAGCAAAGAGAGAUUAGCAUCAGCACUCAGCUUGCUUUCUCCUUUUUCUUCAGUCAGGGACCCCAUCCAAUAGGAUGAUGCUACCCACACUUUUGGGAUUUCUCACUUUUGUUAACCUAGAUAAUCUCACUCAGACAUGUUUAGAGGUUUGUUUCUUGGGUGAUUCCCCUAGUUGAUUCUAGAUCCUAGCAAGUUGACAAUAUUA
This is a messenger RNA of Chionomys nivalis (European snow vole), 5433 nucleotides long. RefSeq names its product LARGE xylosyl- and glucuronyltransferase 1 (gene Large1). Gene Ontology annotation, molecular function: glucuronosyltransferase activity; xylosyltransferase activity. Gene Ontology annotation, biological process: protein O-linked glycosylation via mannose. Lineage: Eukaryota; Metazoa; Chordata; Mammalia; Rodentia; Cricetidae. The transcript is spliced from 15 exons. The record is from RefSeq and is a predicted model, not a curated record. Bases 1121 to 3391 code for a protein of 756 amino acids.